Messenger RNA from Plasmopara halstedii, 216 nucleotides. RefSeq lists its product as uncharacterized. The transcript has 7 exons. Lineage: Eukaryota; Oomycota; Peronosporomycetes; Peronosporales; Peronosporaceae. The record is from RefSeq and is a predicted model, not a curated record. The coding region runs from base 1 to 216 and encodes 71 amino acids.
AUGAGGGACAAGAUCGCGCUUAUUGCGAGGCGUAUUACGUUUUCGAGUAACAUCGUGCUCGGCAUUGUAAACAGUAGCAAAUUGUACAGCAUCGUACUAAGUCUUGACGUGACAACACGCAGAAUUGUAGAUUCCAGCAACAGUGCGAGUACUUAUCAAGUGAUGGAGGUCUUGAGUGACUUUGACGACACUCGCAUUUGGUCUCCUUUCAAAUAA